Molecule: messenger RNA, 1342 nt
Organism: Triticum dicoccoides
Lineage: Eukaryota; Viridiplantae; Streptophyta; Magnoliopsida; Poales; Poaceae
Product: myb-related protein Zm1-like
Exons: 3
Coding region: 86-1177 (363 amino acids)
Source: RefSeq, a predicted model, not a curated record
CAGCAACAGCGCGGAGACAGGCCAUCGGCCGGCGACCAUUCGAGCUAGCUAGCUAGCUAUUUGAAGCGGUGGGAGGGAGGGGCCGAUGGGGAAAGGCCGGGCACCGUGCUGCGCCAAGGUGGGGCUCAACAGGGGCUCCUGGACGCCGGAGGAGGACAUGCGCCUCAUCGCCUACAUUCAGCAGUACGGCCACGCCAACUGGCGUGCCCUGCCCAAGCAAGCAGGUUUGCUCCGGUGCGGCAAGAGCUGCCGGCUCCGGUGGAUCAACUACCUCCGUCCCGACCUCAAGCGCGGCAACUUCACCGUCGAGGAGGAGGAGACCCUCAUCAAGCUGCACAACAUGCUCGGCAACAAAUGGUCCAAGAUCGCGGCGUGCCUGCCGGGGAGGACCGACAACGAGAUCAAGAACGUCUGGAACACGCACCUCAAGAAGCGGGUGGCCGCGAGCGCCGGGGAGCAGAAGAAGGGCGGGGCCAAGAGCAAGAAGAAAACCACCUGCGUGGACGUGCCGGUGCCUUCUCCGUCUCCAUCCUCUUCCACGACCACCACUACGACGACAACCAACUGCUCCAGCGGCGAGUCUGGCGAGCAGAGCAACACCAUCAAGGAGUUGGAAUUUGAGAUGGACAAGAUCGAAAUCCCCAUGCUGGACCUCGGCUUCGACCUUGACAUGCUGCUGAACGCCGUCCCCGACACGCACUGCCCGGCCAUCUCGUCGGCGCCGACCUCGCCGUGCUCGUCCGCGUCCCCGCCCUGCGUGGUGGACGACCAAGUGCUGCUCGAUCUGCCUGAGAUCGACAUCAUGCCCGAGCUGUGGAGCAUCAUGGACGGCGAAGGCGGCGUCGGCGCGUGCGCAGAAACGGCGCAGGCGCCGUGGAGCAAUGCGGCGCUGUGCCAGGGCAACGGAACAGAGGCGAGCGCCGCAACGGCCAACGAAGACGACGACGGAAAGGAGUGGUGGUUGGAAGAUUUGGAAAAGGACCUGGGCCUGUGGGGGCCCAUCGAAGACUACCAGCUCCAACAACCGGACCCACAAGGUCGCGUGGACCCGUUCUCAGCCAGCGUGGACGACUCCGCGUCAUGCUACUUCCCCGCACACACAAGGGGGUACCAUACUUUUAUAGAAGAUAGAAAGCAUAAUUAUAAGAGCUUGCCGGAGAUGCGAACAUCGCCGUAAGCUUACAACUCAAUACCAACACCUCUAACAUAAACCUACUCUCUCACAAAACGGUUGAGAACACCCACACCUAGCCCUGCCUCUUUUCACUGCUUGAUCUCCUUCAUGAUGUGCUUGUGCAAGUGAAUUGCCGACUUGAUUUGCUCCGGGCGAUUGAAGACUCUA